AUGGCUGCCAUAGACCAAAAGACAGAAGAGUUGCUUCGGCGGCCAAUCUACGGUAUUCUCUACGAUAUUGCGCCGGAGGUCCUUAAUUCUAUUACCUUGAAGAAUACCUCGGACACAUCACUAACCCACGAGGAUGAGGACGAAUCCCAAAGCCGGAGAAGUGUAUCGCCCUCAUCGUCUAGCGAUUCUCUCGUGGGGUCGCAGUCGUGCUCUCUUUGCGCUCUCUCAUUCUCAUCACUAGAAGAGCAGAGGAGCCACCUAAAAUCCGAUUUCCACAACUAUAAUCUCAAACAGAAGCUUCGCGGGAGGAAACCCGUCUCGGAGGAUGAGUUCGAGAGGUUAAUAGCGGACCUUGAUGAGAGCUUGUCUGGGUCGGAUUCGUCUGAGAGUGACGAGGAAGAUGAGAGUGAUAGUAAAGACUCGAUGCUUUCCGCGCUCCUGAGAAAGCAAGCUACACUCGCCGAGAAAAAUCGGCCAAAGAAUGGUGACGGAUCCAACGAUGAAGAAGAGUUUGGGAAAAAGACCCGGGGAGUUGCUCCCUUGUUGUGGUUUAGCUCCCCUCUAUUACCGAAGAACAACUACUUCGGUCUCUACAGAGCUCUCUUCACCAACGAGGAGCUGAAAGACGAAUCGGCCGUCGUCGAGAUCAUCAAGAAGAAACAGUUAGAGCCGCUAUCGAUCCCAAAGGCGGCAAAGGAUGGAACCCUACCUCAGGUUGCCUACAAGGGCCCGCACAUCUUCCUCUGCAUGAUAGGAGGCGGCCAUUUCGCCGCCAUGGUGGUCUCUCUUGCUCCGAGGAAAGGAGCCAGCGGCGGUCCUCUGAACCGCGAGGCGACAGUCCUUGCCCACAAGACAUUCCAUAGGUAUACUACGAGACGGAAACAGGGAGGCUCGCAGUCUGCCAACGACAACGCCAAGGGCACGGCGCACUCGGCUGGUUCCUCGCUUCGGCGUGCGAACGAGAAGAAGUUGACCGAGGAGGUGCGCGCCUUACUCCAGGACUGGAAGGGGUUGUUGGACACGUCAGAUUUCUUGUUCAUCCGAGCCACUGGUGUCACGAAUAGGAGGACCCUCUUCGGCCCUUACGAGGGACAGGUGCUCAAGGCGAACGAUCCGAGGAUUCGAGGAUUCCCCUUCACUACGAGGCGGGCGACGCAAAAGGAGCUGAUGCGGUCGUUCGUGGAACUUACGAGAUUCAAGGUGAAGGAGAUCAUUCCCGUAGAGGAGACGGCGAAAUCACAGCAGGCGACGCAGGAGAAGGCCGCUGCUCCCAAACCAUCCAAGCCAGCUCUUUCCGAAGAGGAAGAAACGGCCCUCUUACACACGUCUCAACUGCAGGCGAUGAUUAGGAGAUCAAAGCUGCCUGCGCUCCUCGGGUAUCUCAAGACCAACAAGCUCAGCCCCGAUUUCGUCUUCCAGCCUCCGGAGCAGAAUCAUCAUGCCCCUACCCCGCUUCACCUCUCGGCCUCGCAAAAUGCCGCCGUUCUCGUGACGGGACUCCUGUGCAAGGCCGGUGCGGACCCGACAUCGAAGAACAAAGAGGGCAAGACGGCGUUCGAACUCGCGGGGGAUCGAGCCACGCGCGACGCGUUCCGGGUGGCGAGAUCGGAGCUCGGAGAGAAGAAGUGGGAUUGGGAGGCGGCGAAGGUCCCCGCGGCGCUGACGAAGGCGGAGGCGGAGAAGAGGGGUGAGAGGGAAAGGGAAGAGAGCGAGAGGCGGGAGAGCGAAAGGAGGAAGGCAGAGGAGGAGAGGUUACGGACGCAAGAUGGAGCCGACGAUAGGAGUAAGAAAAAGAAGGGUGUGUUGGCUUCUGCGGGGGCGAUGAAGACGCCUCAGGAGAGGAGGGAGGAGGAGGCGAGGGGGUUGUCGCCUGAGAUGAGGAUGAGGUUGGAGAGGGAGAGGAGGGCGAGGGCGGCGGAGGAGAGGCUUAGGAGAUUGCAGGGGAAGUAA
Messenger RNA from Scedosporium apiospermum, 1950 nucleotides. RefSeq lists its product as uncharacterized. Gene Ontology annotation, molecular function: protein binding. The transcript has 3 exons. The record is from RefSeq and is a predicted model, not a curated record. The coding region runs from base 1 to 1950 and encodes 649 amino acids. NCBI's taxonomy places the organism in Eukaryota, Fungi, Ascomycota, Sordariomycetes, Microascales, Microascaceae.